Messenger RNA from Rana temporaria (common frog), 3030 nucleotides. RefSeq names its product cholinesterase-like. The transcript has 4 exons. Gene Ontology annotation, biological process: acetylcholine catabolic process; choline metabolic process. Lineage: Eukaryota; Metazoa; Chordata; Amphibia; Anura; Ranidae. Gene Ontology annotation, cellular component: plasma membrane. Bases 68 to 1891 code for a protein of 607 amino acids. The record is from RefSeq and is a predicted model, not a curated record. Gene Ontology annotation, molecular function: acetylcholinesterase activity.
GGGGGGGGAUAAUAGAGCUCACAGAUGUGAGGAGAGACUGUGAUAGGGCUUUGGAUCUGGAAGAAGAAUGCCGGCAAUUGGAAAGCUUAAAUUUCUUGUCUAUUUACCUAUUUACAUUUUUGUAAUACUUCCCUCACUUUUGAGUGCAAGCAAUGAAGAGGAUACAGUAGUAGAAAUAAAGCAAGGGAAAGUCAGAGGAUUUCAUCUACCAACACUCUCUGGAUCAGUUAUAGCUUAUCUGGGCAUACCUUAUGGUGAAGCUCCAACUGAAACACAAAGAUUUAAAAAGCCAGAACCACGAAAACCUUGGCGCAGCAUUUAUAAUGCUACUAAAUAUGGAAAAUCCUGUUACCAAUGGAAGGAUAAGGCCUUUGCUAGUUUUGCAGGUGCAAAUAUGUGGCAAGUAAACAAUGAAAUGAGUGAAGACUGCCUCCAUCUAAAUGUUUGGGUUCCAUCAUCCAAGCCAAAAUCGGCUCAAGUCAUGGUCUUCAUCUACGGUGGGGCAUUUCUUGCUGGCACAUCUUCCUUGGAAAUAUAUGACCCAAGCAUUCUGACUUUUUCUGAGAACAUAAUCUUAGUGUCGAUGAACUAUAGAGUUGGGGCCUUUGGAUUUUUGGCAUUACCAGCAAACAAGGAUAUUCCAGGAAAUGCUGGCUUGUUUGACCAACAGUUGGCUCUUAAAUGGGUUCAUGAGAACAUUGCUGCUUUCGGUGGAGAUCCCAACAGUGUUACUCUCUUUGGACACAGUUCUGGAGCUGCAUGUGUAGGCUUUCAUUUACUUUCUCCUGGAAGUCAAAAAUAUGUCAAACGAGUCAUUUUACAAAGUGGCUCUGUUAGUGCAGCAUGGGCAAUAAAUACUCAUAAAAGGGCAAAGAGGUUAACUUUGAAACUGGCAGACCUCCUAGGAUGUCCUAUUAAUGAUGACAGUGCAAUGGUAGAUUGUCUUAAAAAGAUGGAUGCUACAAAGAUAGUUGACAAACAGUUAUAUGUUGAAACCAUACACCCCUUUGCUCUUACUCGCAUAACACCCAUUGUUGACUAUGACUUUAUUAGUGAUACACCAUCUAAUGCUAUAAAAGAGGGUUUAAAAAAAACAGAGGUUUUAAUAGGUGGGACUAAGGAUGAUGGAAAUCCUUUUGUAAUAUCGGUUGCUCCUGGCUUUAGCAUGGCACAUGACAGCCUUAUAACUACAGAAUAUUUUGCCAAGGGAAUUGAACGAAUUUUUCCAACAGUUGGAGAUCUUGGAACAGAAUUAAUUUUAUUCGAAUAUAAAGACUGGGAAAAUAAAGACAGUAAAGAAAAGAACAGAGACGCCAUGGGGCUAAUUGUACGAGAUUAUUAUAUGAUUUGCCCAAUGAAGCAUUUUGCACAGGAAGUAUUAAAACACAAACUCAACAUAUAUUUCUAUGAGUUUGGUCAUCGAUCUUCGCAAGAGGUCUGGCCGGAAUGGAUGGGAGUCUCCCAUGGGGCCAUAUUGCCAUUUAUGUUUGGGAAAGCGCUUAUCCAAGAAAGAAAUUUCACUGAAGCGGAACAAAAUCUUAGCAAGCGAGUUAUGAAAGUGUGGGCCAACUUUGCAAGAAAUGGAACACCUCAUAAUGCUGAAGACAACUUCACCUGGCCUCUUUACACCAAUGAAGAUGAAACAUACACAGUCCUAAAGACCGGUUCCUGGGAAGUUAAAAAUAAUCUUUAUUCUAAACGUUGUCGGUUCAUGAAUUCUGUCCUUCCAAAACUUGCCAGACAACUAGGGGAAACUUUUGAUGGAAAUUUGUGGAGUGAGUCAGUAAAAUCAGAUAACAGUUGCUAUAAGGAUGAGAUUUCAGAGAAGUGUCAUGCCAGUCAACAUUGGAUUGAAAAGUCUUCAUUAAACCUGACCCAACUUGGCAGCUAGACGGUUAACAAUUUAAUGUGACCUGAUAUUGAUUUGUUCUGUUCCCCCUGGAAUGGCUGUGGAUCCCCCCCCCCCCCUGAUUAAUACUCUAUUUUACUGGGCAAGAUGUGUGACUUCCCUCCCUCCCCUCUCUCUCUCUUCCCCUUUCCUUACCCUUGCAGCCGAACUUUAGGACUGUUUACUCUGUGCACAACCUGUUUGUUUCUAUACGACUGUUAUUGACUGUCUUGAUGCUCUGAUUUGUAACACCUGUACUGCAUAAGCUUGUAAUCGUUUGAUUGUAUCAAUAAAUAUUCCUUCUGUUAAAAAAAAAAAAAAAAAAAUCCUGACCCAACUUCCCCUUUUUUUUCCCCUUCCCCCCCCCUUUUCCUCUACUCAUUGUCAUGGUUAAAGGAGAAUUACAGGUAUAGAUAUUUUAUAAAUGGGACAAAAUAUAUAUGCCUUGUCUAGCUUGGGCCAAUGUAACUAUGCAUAUACCAUACCUGACUGAUGCACCUAGAAUCUGGAAAUCACUGAAGUAGAGACUGGUAGUCCAAUGAUUUCCACCAGCUUCUAAGUCCCAAUCCGAGUGGCUGCCCUACUGCAUUCUGAACAACGGGAUCAGCUGCUUGGUACAGACCCAUUCAGGGAAUGCUUUGCAUUUUCCUGAUUUGAACGAGAAGGAUGAGGUGGACAUGGGUGGUGAUGAUUUUAACGUUCUCUACCUCAUCCAACCAGAGAAUGGUUUGCAGUGAUUGCCGGCUUCCAUUGGUUCAAGCUAGAAUAAUGUAAAUAUGUAAUAAAAUAUCCAUACCUGGAAUUCUUCUUUAAGGCUUGAGGGAUGUUCCCUGGGUAGAGACCUCCCCCAAUACAACACUCAAAUUUUGAUAAGAGAUUUCAAAUGACCCACUGAGGAUAUAUCUAUAGUGCACAGAGCCCCCUCUGAAAGGAAUGCUCAUCAUUGGUAUUGCAACUGGCGUUACAGUAUGGUCAUAUGGGCAAUUUGAUGUACCCAUAUUUGUACUCUCUUAUUGCUCCCUAUUUUAAGAUGUGUACGCUUGUAUAUCAAAGUCUGUUGUACUCGGAUUGCAUAACACUUGUUGAAUAAAGAUUUACUGAAACGGAAAGAAUUUAAUUAAAUUGUUAAGCGUUCAUUAUAA